UUCGUCAAUCAGCUGAGUAGAUAGCUAAAACCCUAGUUUUUGACCAUUGGACCUCAAAAACCUCAGCUUUGCCUUCUGUACUGCAAGCCAAGUCCUAGAGAAAGCAAAUAAUAUCAAAUCAUUGUCCCAAAAAUAAGGGCGAAAUACAGUGGAUUUUAUAAUGCAGAACAACAAGGUCCCCGCAUCUAUGGAGAUUGAAGCAGUUCAACCAGAGUCAAUAUCUGAAUCAGGGUCAUUGCCGCCUAAGCCAAAGUUUAAGCCUUUGAAGGCUCAUGAGAUGUCUGACGGUCGAGUUCAGUUUCGGAAGGUUUCAGUUCCACCACAUAGGUAUUCACCUCUUAAGAAGGCAUGGAUGGACAUUUACACUCCAGUUUAUGAAGGGAUGAAGAUUGAUAUCCGUAUGAAUCUCAAAGCACGUAAGGUCGAAUUGAAGACCAGACCAGACACACCUGACAUCAGUAAUCUGCAGAAGUGUGCAGAUUUUGUCCAUGCUUUUAUGCUAGGUUUUGAUGUGAUAGAUGCCAUUGCCCUUUUGCGGUUGGAUGAACUCUAUGUCGAAUCUUUUGAGAUCAAGGAUGUUAAAACUCUUCGAGGUGAGCAUUUGUCACGUGCCGUAGGGCGAUUGUCUGGUAAAGGUGGUAAAACCAAGUUUGCAAUUGAGAAUGCAACGAAGACAAGGAUUGUGAUUGCAGAUACCAAAAUUCAUAUCUUAGGUUCGUUUGCCAGUAUUAAAAUUGCAAGAGAUUCUCUGUGCAGUCUUAUUUUAGGGUCUCCAGCAGGAAAGGUGUAUUCAAAACUUAGAUCUGUUACAGCUAGACUAGCAGAACGAUUUUAACCCUUGCUAAGUUUCAUCUCAAGAAAGUCAUUUCAACAUGUUUUAUAUAUUUUCCAUUUUUCCUAUAAGAUUGAAUAUGCUGAGUGUGGCUGUGGGGUAUGAGAGUUCAGCUUCGCAUGAAAUUUUUGCUAGGAGGCCUUGUGUUUACAGUGCAAAAUCACAGUAGUUGGAAGAAUUUUUUUCAUCUUUGUGUAUGCAAUUAUGAAGUACUAAAGUUGCUUAAUAUACAGUUUGUGGUACUUGUAAUGCUUUAUGUUUGUAGAAUUGCUCUGUUAUAGCUUCCAUCAAACUCAAUAAAUGAUAUCCAAUUAUAAUUUCUGCCUCUUCA
Messenger RNA from Pistacia vera, 1163 nucleotides. RefSeq names its product RNA-binding protein pno1. Gene Ontology annotation, molecular function: RNA binding. Gene Ontology annotation, cellular component: nucleolus. NCBI's taxonomy places the organism in Eukaryota, Viridiplantae, Streptophyta, Magnoliopsida, Sapindales, Anacardiaceae. The coding region runs from base 161 to 835 and encodes 224 amino acids. The record is from RefSeq and is a predicted model, not a curated record. The transcript has 2 exons.